This is a messenger RNA of Trachemys scripta elegans, 1239 nucleotides long. Its product is annotated as olfactory receptor 6M1-like. Gene Ontology annotation, cellular component: membrane. Gene Ontology annotation, molecular function: olfactory receptor activity; G protein-coupled receptor activity. The coding region runs from base 1 to 1239 and encodes 412 amino acids. Lineage: Eukaryota; Metazoa; Chordata; Testudines; Emydidae. The transcript is spliced from 3 exons. Gene Ontology annotation, biological process: G protein-coupled receptor signaling pathway. The record is from RefSeq and is a predicted model, not a curated record.
AUGAUCGACACCUCCAUCAUCACCCCAAAAGCCUCGGUCAGCCUGGCAGUAGAACUAGUUCUCACAGUGCGGUGGAAGGCCUUCUCCGCCUGCACCUCUCACCUCAUCAUGGUCUUCAUCUCCUACGGUAGCUGCAUCUUCAUGUAUGUCAAGCCCACACAUAGCAGCCAGCCAGAUCUCAGAGAGGCAGUGGCUGGUCCCAACACUGUGGUGUCCCCUCUGCUCAAGCUCUUCAUUUCCAGCAUGAGGAACAAACAUUAUAUUCCACACCAAGAAGUGGUAAAAAUAAGCAACGAGAGCAGAGUGACCGAGUUUAUCCUAAUGGGAUUUCCCCUCAGCCGCCAGAUGGAAAUCUUCCUCUUCGUCCUCUUCCUCAUGUUCUACCUGGUCACCCUCUCAGGCAACCUAGUCAUCAUCACCAUCACCUUGGCCGAUUACCGGCUCCGGACCCCCAUGUAUUUCUUCCUGUGGAACUUCUCCUUCAUGGAGAUCUGGUUCACUUCAGUCACGGUGCCCAAGCUCCUCUCCAGUUUGCUCUUUGGGAGCAGGUUCAUCUCCUUCACCAGCUGCAUGGUACAAAGCUUCUUCUACUUCUUUCUGGUGGUGACGGAGUUCCUCCUCCUGGGCGUCAUGUCCUUUGACCGAUAUGUUGCCAUCUGUAACCCACUGAGAUACACAGUCAUCAUGAACAGUCACGUCUGCUUCGUGCUGGUCUUUGGGGCCUGGACUGGGGCCUUCUUGUAUAUCCUUGGACCACUCAGUGCUGUCGCCGAGGUACCCUACUGUGGCCCCAAUGUGGUCAAUCACUUCUUCUGUGACCUUACACCACUGGUUAAGUUAUCCUGCAAGGACACCCAUGUCCUGGAGUCAGCCAUUUUCAUCAUGGCGUCAGUGCUUAUCCUGAGCUCCUUGGUGGUGACUGCAGUGUCCUACACGUACAUCAUCACCACGGUGCUCAGGACCCCCAUGGCUCAGGGCAGGCAAAAGGCCUUCUCCACCUGCACCUCUCACAUCACAGUGGUGAGCAUCAUCUACAGCACCCACAUCUUCAUGCAUGUCCGUCCCAUUGAAAGCAGCUCCUUGGAGCUGAACAAGGUGGUGGCCUUGCUGACCUCCGUGGUGACACCAUCCCUCAACCCCUUCAUCUACACCCUCAGGAACAAGCAGGUCAAACAAGCCCUGAAGGAGGCUGUAGCCCAGAACAAGGUUUUCCUGUUCUACAAAAAGUGUAUCCCCUAA